Molecule: messenger RNA, 1220 nt
Organism: Eucalyptus grandis
Lineage: Eukaryota; Viridiplantae; Streptophyta; Magnoliopsida; Myrtales; Myrtaceae
Exons: 1
Coding region: 131-1108 (325 amino acids)
Source: RefSeq, a predicted model, not a curated record
CGCGCCAACGAAGUUGACUUGGCUAACGUCCAGAGUCAAAGUCUCCGUCUCACCAACCCGAAUUUCCCCUUCUGAGGCCACCACUCAUCCUUGUUCUUGCAUCCGAUCAAGGAAAAUUCAAGAGCCGAACAUGAUGGACACCAGCUGCAUCAUGUCGAAGGACAGGCUCGAGUUCGUCGGGAUUCUCAGGGAAGCGCUGAGAAUUUGCACCGGCAGCCCCAGGUUCUUGAUCCUCGCCUUCCUCGCAUCCUUCCCGCUGUUCUGCUCCUUGCUGUUGAACGAGUUACUCCUCCAGCGGACGUUCCUCCACACUGCCCACUUUACGUUUGAUGGAGCUUUUGAGUGUAUCGCUAGCAGCUCUAGUCCUGGGAUCCAGAGAUGCUUUUUCUUGGGGCUCGAAAGCGUCCUCAAGAGAUGGGUGGGAGAGGCCUCUCGGGAGGUGGUCUUGAUGAGUGCCCUGUACUUCGUCAUUGUCAUACCACUAGACCUCCUCAACACUAUCGUGUUCGUUCACAAUGCGUCUGCGAUUUACGGAGGAGAGAAUUUGCCCAAUCUGAGGGAAUUUUUGGUCCAACCCUUUAAAAGGAUUGGCUUCAGGGGGCCUCUGGUCACUUUCAUGUACGCGCUUGUGCUCUCUUGCCUCACUUUGCUCGGACUUGUUUCCUUGGCAUCUAACCCAGUUGGGCCGUCUGUGGGGCCUGUCGGGGUGAUCCCUGGCGUGCUCUUCGUGGCCUUGUUUGCGAAGUAUAUGGAGUGGAGUGCUAUAUGGAACACGGGGGUCGUGAUCUCAAUACUGGAAGAGAAGCAUGGUUACAUUGCAUUAGGAGUGGCUGCAUAUCUGAGCAGAGGGAGUAGAAGAAAGGGAUUUGCCCUUAUGCUCGCGUUCUUCAUUUGGAGGCUUGCCCUGAGACUGUCUUGCCUCUAUUUCGUGGGGCACAGUGAAGAAAGUGGAUUUGUUGCGACGAUUGUGCAAGUCUAUCUAGUGUGUUUGGGGAAUGUGGUGAAGUGGUCGGUCUUCAUGGUGUAUUUCUGUGACUGCAAGAAACGGUUUCUGGAGAAAAAGAUUGAUGUCGAGGAAGGCAAAGCUACUCAACCUGUGAAAAGCUAGAGACAGGGUUUUGGGCAAUGUAAUGUUCUGUAUGCAUUGUCGUUCGUAUGUAACGUAUCGUAUGUACUGUCUUGUAUAAGUUUGAAUAAGACAAAAUGGGUUUGUUUCUUGA